This is a messenger RNA of Acipenser ruthenus (sterlet), 2664 nucleotides long. RefSeq lists its product as uncharacterized. Gene Ontology annotation, biological process: proteolysis. The record is from RefSeq and is a predicted model, not a curated record. Gene Ontology annotation, molecular function: aspartic-type endopeptidase activity. NCBI's taxonomy places the organism in Eukaryota, Metazoa, Chordata, Actinopteri, Acipenseriformes, Acipenseridae. The transcript has a single exon. Bases 1483 to 2664 code for a protein of 393 amino acids.
CAUAAAACACGUGCAUAUGCCCCAGUGGCUAAUUGUUUUAUUGUUUAUUAUCCCCUGCACCCGGUGGCUGUCCGGUCCGUUAGUUUAGGUUCCUGUGUGUUUAGUUAGUGCUCAUUUAAGAGCUAGGUGUUUAUUUUGUGUUUUGAUUUGUUUUUUUAAUUAAAAAUAGCGCGUCAGCGCGUGAAAAAUCCAUUCUUACGCCCCGGGGUCUGAUUUUAAAGGGGCAACGAACUGUGAGUGGUGCGAGUCGUUUUACAGUAUCUUAUUAGUUAUUCCUGAGCUUAAUAAAGCUAUUGAACAAAAUUAUGCUUUGUAAUGAGUCAGAAACUGUUGUAUCCAAGAAUUAAUGAGGUCGCUAUUGUAAUGUAUUGGGUAUACAUUAUAAUUGAACAGUGUUAGGCUGUAAUGGUUAGAUACUGACAUCUAGUGGUUACUAGAUGUAAGUUAGAGACAAGGGUUACUAGCCUGGGGUUCCGGAUGUUGUAUUCAGUUUUACUGAGAGUUAAGAUGGCGAUCACCAGAAAAUAAACCAUGUUGUGUUUAUGCAAUACCGUGUCGAGUAAAUCCUUUAAGGUAUUAUCAAGGGUACUACAUUUUGGCGACGAGGAUGGGAUAAAAGGAUUGCAGAGAUUAAGAGAAGACAUAAGCCUGAAGUCACACAUCAGAAGAAAAGUGAAAAAAAAAAAAAAAACGGGUCAGAAGAACAAGACGCUGCAAAAAUGGCGCACAUUGGAAACAUUGUCGAAUAUAAAGAGUCACAGGAGGAUUUUGAAUCAUAUUUUGAACGACUAGAGCAAUGGAUGAUUGCAAAUGAAGUGAGUGAAGAAAAACAGGUUAGUGUGUUUCUCUCAGUAAUUGGGCCUGAAUGCUAUCUUUGUUGAAAAAUUUGUUAGUGCCGGAUAAACCGAAGGUGAAGUCUUUUGCUGUGUUAACGGGGACUUUAGCAGCACAUUACAAGCCAAAACCGCUUGUGAUUGCAGAGCGUUUUCGAUUUCAGAAGAGAAAUCAAAAAGAAGGAGAAUCGGUCUCUGAUUAUGUAGUAGCUUUGAAACAGCUUUCUACAUAUUGUGAGUUCGGGACUUUUCUAGAAGAUGCGUUGCGAGACAGAUUUGUUAGUGGGUUAAGAGUAGAAGCAAUAGAAAGGAAGUUAUUGUCGGAAAGGACUUUGACUUUUAAAACUGCUUGCGACAUCACGUUUUCAAUGGAGUUGGCUUCUAAAAAUACAAUCGAACUUUCAGGAAGGACAAAAGAAGAUCCGGCCAUGGUGAAUAGCCUAACAUUGGGAAAGCCUGCGUAUGCAAAACAAGUAACUGAAGAGAAGCAGAUGGAAAAUGCAGUUAGAAGAAACAUGCAGACAGAUAAGCAGAGGCAAGGUAGAGGAAAUCAACAGUGCUACAGAUGUGGAUGGCGACAUUCUGCACAAGCCUGUAAAUUUAAAUUGGAAAAUUGCCAUUACUGCUCGAAGUAGGACACAUAGCAAGAAUGUGCCGGAGUAGAACAUUAUCACUACAGACACAGUAUGUGGGAACUGAAACCAAUAAAGAGGAAGAUGAAAUGUUCGAAGUUUUCACAGUUUACACUGCUUCAGAUGGAAAAAAAGGCAUUAUGGUGAAGAUGUACCUGGAUAACAAAAACGUGGAUAUGCAGUUAGACACAGGCGCAGCUGUUUCCAUUGUUUCAGAAACUCUGUAUCGGAAAACCCUGUCGCAUUUACCUCUGGGAAAAACCAACAUGAGACUGAUAACUUACUCUGGAGGGAAGAUUCCACUGCUGGGACAGGUGAGAGUUCCGGUUAAAUAUGAAGAUCAGAGUGCUACCCUACCCUUAGUAAUUGUGAAAGGGGACAGACCUGCUUUGUUAGGUAGGAAUUGGCUAAGGAAAAUUUGCUUAAACUGGGCUAGCAUUUUUUCUGUGGAACGUGCUGACGUGUCAGGCGACAAAGCAGUAGCAAGAGUAAUAGAAAAGCACCAAAAAGUGUUUCAAGAAGGGCCCGGCACCAUUAAGAAUUUCAAAGCGAAGAUUCGUACUCGUCCAGACGCUAAGCCAAUCUUUCAUAAAGCCAGACCAGUUCCAUAUGCGCUGAAAGAAGCGGUAGAGAAGGAGUUGUCGAGGCUAGAAAGUACUGGCAUCAUUUCCAAGGUAGACAGAAGUGAUUGGGCUGCACCAAUUGUCGUAGUACCAAAAUCAAAUAAAUCAAUUCGCAUUUGUGGGGAUUAUAAAGUCACCAUCAAUCAGAGUGUGGAAGAAGAAACGUAUCCGUUACCAAACACGCAGGAUGUGUUUGCCACUCUUGCUGGAGGGACUUUGUUUAGUAAAUUGGAUCUUUCACAUGCGUACCAGCAGCUCCAGCUGGAUCCAGAUUCAGAGAAAUAUCUGACAGUAAACACACACCGUGGGCUGUACAGAUAUCACCGUCUUUCUUAUGGUGUUUCCAGCGCACCUUCAAUCUUUCAAGCUGUCAUGGAUCAGAUUCUGCAAGGCUUAGACCAUGUUGUAUGUUUCCUCGAUGACAUUCUUGUCACUGCAAGUUCCAAGGAAGAGCAUCUGAAGACUUUAGAUGAAGUGCUAGGACGACUGGAGCAAUAUUGUGUGCGAGUAAAACUGUCUAAAUGUAAAUUCAUGCAAGAGAGUGUCGAGUACUUAGGACAUCUGAUCGAUUGCUGA